CUGAGAAAGAGAGAGGCUGUGUCUCAACACCUAGUGAGCUGCCUGCCUGCCUACCUGGCCACUGGCCAGCACUUUUGGUUAUCGUUGGCGCGUUAUUCAGUGGUAGCCUACUGUGAUGGGAAGUCUGAUUAAUUUUCGCGAAUCCGUUUUCGACUCAUCACUAACCGGACAAAUCUCGGUUCACAGUUCGAGUUCACUAUAAGGUUUUAGAUUCAGCCCGAUUUGUGAACGCAUAGCUCUGGUUUUGUGAAUCGGCUCAACUGAUUCAUUUCAAUUCAUGUAGGGCCUACGUAUUUGUUACUACUUUUUUUUCGUAUAUUAAGUGUUUUUGUGGUAGUUUUAAUUUUUUAAUGUAGGCUGUAGGCUCGUGUCAGACUGUUUUCGUUGCCAUGACAGGUUUUAGGCAAUAAAAUAAAAAAAAAAUAAUAAUAAAAAAAAAAAUAAUACUUAAACUGAAAAACCAUGGAGAUCACCGUUUCUGUUUUUGAACAGAACGCGCGUUCAUGAACGCUCUGUAGGCGGGGUCGAGCAAGUGAGCUGCCUACCUAGAAAGCACUUCUGCCUUUUGUUUUAGUGUGCUCACUCACUAGGUUUCAAGACACAGCCAGUGUUUAAACGCGUUUGUAUCACUUUCACUUGUCAUUUAACAAUAAAUCCACACACUUGUUCUUUCUCUUCUUAUUUUCUUGUAGCCUUUUCAAAUUAUUAUCAGCAAGAUCCAUAACAACGUGUCUGAUAGAUGGGCGGAAAAACAGAGCAAUAAUAUUUCCGGGUGUUUGAAUAGGGGGAACCCCGUGGUGUUUUUCUACCGUGGGUAUACCACGAAAAAGUCAAAAGCUAUCAAUAUGUCAUCAUAACGUGCUGUUGGUACAGACGGUUCAUUUAAAACUUCAAUGGCUUCAGGAUCAGCUGCUUCAGACCCGUCGUUAAACGGGGUUUCGUCCACACCGGGUGAGAACGAGUACCCGUCGGGUUUCCCUCAGAGCAUCUGCGAUGAGGUCCCCAAAGAGAAGUACUUGUGCAGCAACUGUAACAAUGUGUUGAAUAAAGCGCGUCAAACGGUGUGCGGUCACCGCUACUGCCUCGCGUGCGUCAACUGGCUGGUAAGAAACAACAAGGACCUUGUGUGCACAAAAUGUAAAGAAGAGGAUCCCAGUGUUGAGAGCGACACUAGUGUACUGACUCUUGACCAAUUCUUCAAUGAUGCGGCUAUCAAUAAAGAAAUUUUGGAUCUGAAAGUUCACUGUGCUAACCAAGGCUGCCCCUGGAGAAGCACCCUGAAGAACUUUGAGGACCAUCAGAGUCAGUGUGAGUAUGCCCUGAUCCCUUGCAAUAUUGGCUGUGGCAUAAUGGUCCAGAGGAAGACGCUGGCCACGCAUCUGGAGAGGGGCUGUCCCAACAACAAGACCACAUGUCCCUCUUGUGCCGGUGUCCUGACACCGAGAGAACUCCAGAAACAUGUAUGUUCCAGUUCAAGCGACAAGAAGACGGCAAAGGCAGAUAAACGGCAAAAGAAUAAUCACUCGGGCAGCUCAAAAAAGAAAGAGCCAUGCGUUUUCUCAGAAGUUGGUUGUCCAUUUAAGGGUAAUGCAGACAAAGUAAAAGAACAUGAGUCCUGCAGCCAUGUGGGCCAUCUACAGCUUCUCUUGGAUGUGACCAGGGCUCUUCAGCGUACCUUGAGUUCCCCAGCUGAACGAGGCCACCACGAAAGCCCUGAUUUUCUUCAGCCUGGACUGUGUGGCGCGUCCCUCUCUUCUCCGAUUGAGGGUGAGAUUGAGACCGACGGAGGAGAUCCAGGAGUGAGUGAUAAGGCCUUCAGCCUCCACGAUGAUCAGGUUGAACUUGCCGUAGGCCAGCAACUGGACGCCCUACAGCAGAGAGUGCAGGUUAUGGAGAACAUCAUCUCAGCUUUGAACCGAGAGGUGGAGAAGACGCAGCUCAGUGUUGUUGCACUGGAGAGGGACAAUUACAACAGUCAGCAGAUCAUUCAGCACUUAGAAACCAAGAUAGCCGAGCAGCAGCAGAGGCUGGCCAGGAAAGACAUUCACAUCACUUCAUUGCAGCAGUGUAUCAGUGCCCAGCAGGACGUCUCAUAUGAUGGCACCUUUCUCUGGCGGUUGUGUGAUGUCAGCCAGAAACUGAGAGAGGCUGCCAGCGGCCACAAGAUCAGUCAGUACUCGCCAGCUUUCUACACUGCCAGGUAUGGAUUUAAAGUCUGCAUGCGGCUCUAUUUGAACGGAGAUGGGGUUGGAAAGGGAACGCACAUCUCUCUUUUCUUUGUUAUAAUGAAAGGAGAAUAUGACCCCAUUCUUUCAUGGCCAUUCAGACACAAGGUAACGUUCUUUCUCAUAGAUCAGAACCAGAGGGAGCAUGUCAUCGACGCUUUCCGUCCCGACCUCUCCUCUGCAUCUUUCCACCGGCCCGUCUCAGAGAUGAAUGUUGCCAGCGGGUGCCCACUGUUCUUCCCUCUGGGGAAAUUGAGGUCGCCUAAGCACGCCUACUGCAAGGAUGACACGAUCUAUAUCAAGUGCGUGGUGGACAUCUCCUCUUGAACCGUAAAGGCCUGGUUGUUAAGGAGGACUGGAUACAUAAGGGAGUAUAAGACAGUGGAUUUGGAUAACAUGAAUAUGGAGUGCAGAAUAACAAACCCAGAAAUAUUCAUGAACUCGUUGCAUUUUGCUUCUUUUGGUACAUGGAUAAAAGCUCUUUAUGUUUUAAACAAUAAUUGUUUUUUGAGUUAUUUUGGAUAUAUUUCUUUUUUAUUUAUUAUGGAAUGAACUAGAUUUUGAAUAUCAUCCUGACAGUUUUCAUAUUGCAUAUGUAAUAAUAAAUAAAAUGCGUUUGCUACCUUG
This is a messenger RNA of Ctenopharyngodon idella (grass carp), 2852 nucleotides long. It is a transcript of the gene traf1, whose product is annotated as TNF receptor-associated factor 1. The transcript is spliced from 10 exons. Lineage: Eukaryota; Metazoa; Chordata; Actinopteri; Cypriniformes; Xenocyprididae. Gene Ontology annotation, molecular function: ubiquitin protein ligase binding; tumor necrosis factor receptor binding; zinc ion binding. The record is from RefSeq and is a predicted model, not a curated record. Gene Ontology annotation, cellular component: plasma membrane signaling receptor complex; cytoplasmic side of plasma membrane. Gene Ontology annotation, biological process: regulation of canonical NF-kappaB signal transduction; positive regulation of JNK cascade; tumor necrosis factor-mediated signaling pathway. Bases 894 to 2552 code for a protein of 552 amino acids.